Molecule: messenger RNA, 1731 nt
Organism: Orbicella faveolata
Lineage: Eukaryota; Metazoa; Cnidaria; Anthozoa; Scleractinia; Merulinidae
Product: 5-hydroxytryptamine receptor 1D-like
Biological process (GO): G protein-coupled receptor signaling pathway
Cellular component (GO): membrane
Molecular function (GO): G protein-coupled receptor activity
Source: RefSeq, a predicted model, not a curated record
UCUGAGUCAGUAAAAUAAAAUAUUAUUCCAGUUGUUAACUUUCUUUAAUGAGAAGCUUGUACAAAGGGAACGAUAGUUCAGUUUCAAGUUGUCGAGAGUAGGUUGACGUAUACUGUUCGCUACUGUUAACCAAUAUUUUGGGAUGCAAGUCAAAACCGCUCGAUGUACAAGCGUUAUUCGCUCUUUGAACAACCGGGCCCGACUGGAAAAUUCUAUUGUAAAGAUCUGCAGCUGCUCAUACCGGCUACUGGAUGAACUUUUCGCCGACAAAGAUACCUUCUUUCUAUGCACAGCUUUCGCCUUGAAUGAUAUUUAAUGUAAAGAUACAGAGGUGAAUUAAGCAAUACUUUGGGCAAAAACAUUAUUCGAUAAGAUUGUUGUGAAUUGAGAACGUAACGAUAGCGCUAGCCGAAGCUCAUUCACAAACUAAGUCGCUGCCAAGGAAGGAUUAGAAUGUUCUGUGGCAGUUUGUUGAUACUCUUGAAAGCUCCAGAUGAAUUUCACGGUUUUUCCUUCUCCGUCAACCUUGGCUCCGGAAAACUUUCUGUCAACGCCGGGCGAAGCUUUGCAUCAGCAAAAUAAAUCUGAUUUCAAGACACCGCUUUGCGACCAACGUCUUGAUGAGGCGUUUUGGGUUGUAAACGGUAUUAUUGGUGUAGUGAUUUUACUUGGGAACAGUUUCACGUGCACUGUAUUCUUAUCAAGUUCUUACUCGAGGCGAAACUACAUGAACAUCUAUUUGCUCAGCCUGGGUGUCGCUGAUAUUUCAAUGGCCGUGUUAGUGGUACCAGGCUUUGCCGCAUUUUGCAGUGGCUGCACUUACAAAUGGAGCGAGUACUGCUGGUUUUUUGGAGGCGCGAGAGAUAUAUCAUUUUCUGCUACUGUCCUCAAUGUAUUAGCCAUCACCUACGACAGAUACACGGCCGUUGUAAGACCGCUUCAUUACGCAUCCACGAUGACUAAUCGCAAAGUUUUCACCAUUCUCGUUGCCGUCUGGGUUACACCCCUCGUUGUCUCGUCCCUGAGAAAUAUUUGGUUUCAUUCGUGGAGUGAAGAAGCAGUUAAGAAGGCCGACACAGUUUACAAUGCAGUCCUUAUUACAAUUUUCGUUUUCUUGCCUCUUCCAGUGUUGUUCAUUGUUAACCUUCAGAUUAUGAGGGCUAUCAAGAGUCAUGGAAGUCGGAUUCACGCAGAUAUGGUCGAACGGAUGCAUCUGUCUUUCCAGUCUUCUACAAUCGUCACAGUUACAGAACCUUCCACGAGGGAAUUUGGAAACGAACUCGUGAGUAAUGCAGAUUUAAAUGUGCAAAAUCGGAGGAACAUUUCACGACGGAGAAAAGGAACUUUGUCCUGUGUUCUAGUGGUUUUUAUUUUUAUCAUUUCUUGGCUCCCGAGAGCUUUUCUAAAUUUCUGCUACCUUUUCGGUCGACGAGACUUAACAAGCCCCAUGCUUAUAAAACUUUCUUUGUUUUUGCUUUUCUUUCAGUCUUCUGUCAACCCUGCGAUAUAUUGCUUUCUUAGAAAUGAUUUCCGCCAAGCAGCUAAGCGGUUAAUUAAAUGGCGUUAACUGUAAAAAUCAUUAGUUCCAUAAGCUUAAAGUAAAUUCAGUUUUUGAGUUUUAAUCUGACAGAUAGAUGCGAAAAAACUGAACGCUUUUUGUUCAUAAUUAAUCACAUUGAGCAGACAUGUUUGGUUGGUACAGAAGGUGUGAAAAUUAAGUAUUCUGACGAA